Messenger RNA from Moesziomyces antarcticus, 1527 nucleotides. RefSeq names its product chitin biosynthesis protein. Bases 1 to 1527 code for a protein of 508 amino acids. The transcript has a single exon. Gene Ontology annotation, biological process: conjugation with cellular fusion; Golgi to plasma membrane transport. Gene Ontology annotation, cellular component: trans-Golgi network; exomer complex. NCBI's taxonomy places the organism in Eukaryota, Fungi, Basidiomycota, Ustilaginomycetes, Ustilaginales, Ustilaginaceae. Gene Ontology annotation, molecular function: protein dimerization activity. The record is from RefSeq and is a predicted model, not a curated record.
AUGUCGGCUCACUACGUCGGUCAGAUCGCACCCAACUACGUCCACUCAACCAUGCAGGCGAACAGCGACGAUGAUUCGUUCACCUUCACCGUCGGCAAGCUCGAUGCCGGCAUGGCCAUCCUCAUCGGCGAGAAGGCGUCUCUCAUCGAGUUCCCCUCGCUUCUCCUUCCCCACGGCGUCUCGUCCGGUAGCGUAGUCAACAUCCGUGUCAUGCGCAACGACCAGCAGGAACGUCGACAGAAGGACGACUUUGACCUACUCCAAGAAGACAUCCUCCACACGUUCGGCCAGCAAGCUCCCAAGGUGCCCGCGCUUCGCCUGCGCAACGUCACCCAGACCUCGGUGACGCUCGAGUGGGACCGACUCAGCCUUGCCACUGCCAACCUCCUCUCGCUCGAUAUCUACCGCAAUGGUCAGAGACUGGCACCCAUCCCGAAUCCGCUCCACAACACCUCGACCAAGCUCUCCGGUCUCGAUGUCAAUGCCGACUACACCUUCCACCUGGUCAUGAAGACCACCGCCGGCACCUUCUCGUCGCCGCUCAUCAAGACGCGUACCCACACCAUCAAUGACACAUCCGGUAUCAGCGUCUGCUUCGGCCACGUCCACGACGCAGAGAUGCUCCAGGCCGCCAAGAAGGCGCUCGCCAGCAUGAAGGCAAAAUGGAGCGACCGCAUCCAAAUCGACACCACACACUACAUCUGCACAGACCCGCGCAAUCCAGGAGACGUCCAUGCUCAGCCUUCCGCGCACGGUAACGGCUACACCAAGGCCAUGCAGCUCAGCAUCCCCGCCGUGCUGCCCCAUUGGAUCUUUGCCUGCCACGACCAGAAAAAGAUGGUGGGCAUCUCGCCCUUCUACCUAGACCAGGAUCCGCCCAACGCAGCCACCAUCCGCCAGAGCAUCGACCAGGUCUUGGGCAAGCACUCAGCGUCAGCAGCAGAGCCAACGGCAGCAACAUCGGCGGCGGCACCAGCACAACCCUCCAACACCUCGGAUGCGGGGCCACCGCCGCCGCCCCUCGAGAAGGACACAAAACCUGCUGCCAGCAGCGCAGCAGAAAGUGCGCCUGCUGCAGAGCCCGAGAACGAGGCUCAUCAGGAGGCGGCGGCCGCUGGCUCGCCACCCGAGGCGUCCGGAUCUGCGCUUGGCCUGAAAUUGAACGAGGACGAACCGGCCCCCCCGGCACCGCAGCCGCAGCCGCAGCCGCAGCCGCCUACGCCGAUCAUCACCACAUCGGCUCCCUCGGACGAUGGCGAGGAUGACGAGGCGCCGCAUGCUUCCGAAUCGUCGGCACCGCCACCGCCGCCCCAGGUCAUCGUGACGCCCACUGAGCCCGAAGAGACUGAAGCCGACGCGCAACCCAAGGCAGAGCCGACAUCGCACGAGGACGAGUCGGACGGCCUGCACGCCGACGCGCAUGCCGACGACGACGACGACGGCGACAUGGACGACGUCAGCCUUGGCGGCAACACCAAUGCCGACGACGAAAACGAAGUCGACGAGGCAGACACCCGUCUCUUCUAG